GGAAAACUGCAAAACGUUGACAAGUUAUUAUUCUUCCAGCUAAUCGACUCUCUUGAAAUUGUUAUACGUUAAUUUGGUAAAGUGGAAAAGAAGAAUAUUGUUGGAUCCGAAUAAUAUCCAUGAUGGAAAGAGAGGUUCGAAAACGGAAAUCAAUUCCCGUCACCCGAGUUUUGGAACCUGUUAAGAAAAGCAAACUUCAUGUCUGCACGGGAAAACUACCCGAUGGAGAACCCUGUUUGUCAAGAUAUUCAAGGAAAGAAGGACUCACGAAACAUUUUGCAAAUAAACAUGCCACACCUGCACAGCAGGCAGUGAAACAAUGGCAGACCCGCCUCUCCGGGAUGAUCAACAAUGCAGCAAUCUCUGUGGCCAGCUUUGUAAAAUCACUGAACUUAUUGAAAGUACCCGUACCAGUAUUAACUGAGCAAGAUGUUAAUAUGGACAACCAGUUUGUGAAAACGAUGGUGCAAGUGUUAACAAAUAGACAAUUGCAUGACCAAACUGCAAAACCGUUUUAUGGGUCAAUCAUAGUUCUCAUGGACAGAAAGUUUUGGGAUCCCACGAAGUCGUUGGAUGAAAAUAUCCUUCAGCACAAGCAUAACCCAGAGUUUUUAAUUGCUGUUUUUUUCGACACAAGCAGUACCAAAGGCCCGUGCCCUUUUCACACGUUCUUCAGCAUGUGCGACGGUUCUUUGGUGGCGUGGCUAGCUAAGCAGAACUGGGUGGCAUUCACCAAUAACAUAACCUUCUCAGAAGGACGCACACGAGAUGAGAAUAAGGACCUUGCUUACGAAUGGCAGCAAAUUUGGGAGUUGGCGAAUUUCCUAUGCAAUUCGCUGCCACUCAUACGUACCGGCCCAAAGAUUGUGGGGCUCAACUGUACUACCAAUCAAAAACAUUCUCAUUCGAUUACUGGCGACGGGGUCAUGUCCGCAAUUACGAAGUGGAUUAAAAACGACAGUUUGAACGAAAUAUUGGGUUAUCCACCCUUCGCAUGGACGGAAUACAAGAUCGCAGCAUUCUUUGCAGCACAAAAUGGAGGGAAAAAGGACAACAGUGUUAAGGAUAUAGUGACAUACAUAGAAGAAAAGUUUCCCAACCGAGGUCCACCUGAGUCUGCGGUUUUCGAUGAAGUGAAACUAGAUUUUGAAGCGUACCAAGCGAAAAGAUUGAACGACUUGUACUCAGUGAUUGAGAACUUCAUCCCCCGCCCUGACUACACGUACGUACGAUCAGAUUUUCUAGCCGCCACAGUUGUGCUAAGUGCUAAGAAACCACUUACAGUUAAUCAAAUUUUGGAGGUUAUCUGGAAUGCAUUUCCCCUCACCCGAGAAGUUGUCAAAGGCUUCAACGUGAGAAAUCUGCGGGUAAGCCUUUCCAACCACCCUUGGUUUGUAAGGCAAGGAAAGAAAGGAACUCAUAAAGUGAAAUUUUCUAUUAACUCAUCUGCUCAAGAGGAUAUAGACCUCAAGUUGAACCAAUGGAUGUAUGAAUAUGAAAGUAGACUUGUUGGCUUCAUGAACCACAAAGAUGAUUUGAAACUGUGGAAGGAGCGUAAGGUACCUCUAGAUACAAAUCAGACAGCACACCAAGAAGAAAGUAGCGAAGACUCCAUGGAUGAAGAAAAUGAACCAUACGAUUGGUCGAACGAUAAUCAAGCCUUUAAAACCCCGGCCACACGUCGAAAUCGUUGACCUAGUUGAAUGUAUCGUUAUUUGUUUUUACUUUUUUUUGCCUAAAUGUAUGACAUGAUGGCAUACUUGCCUUAAUA
Messenger RNA from Folsomia candida, 1771 nucleotides. RefSeq lists its product as uncharacterized. The record is from RefSeq and is a predicted model, not a curated record. Bases 120 to 1694 code for a protein of 524 amino acids. NCBI's taxonomy places the organism in Eukaryota, Metazoa, Arthropoda, Collembola, Entomobryomorpha, Isotomidae. The transcript has 9 exons.